GGGGGCAGAAGCACCAGGAUUGGGACCCAGAUGUGCCAGGCUUCCAAGCCCGGCUAUCCCAGGUCUGCCUGGGACCUCACAACAAUGGCUCUAGAACAAGCUAAGUCCCGGGCAGCUGACUCUUCAUGUUCCAGGUUAACUCAGCUCUGACAAACCACCUGGCUUUGAGAGCGCCCCAGUUUCGAAGCUCGGCCAACCAAAGCCAAGUCGGGGAAAACUGGGCAGGACAGAGAGUGGAACCGGCCCUGCCACAUGGCCUGCAGGGUGAAUCUGGGCGGGGCUCCCAGCUCCAAAGGGCAGGGGCUGGCUCCACCCAUCUCCAUGCCCUCCCAGCUCCCGUGUUUACAGAGUCUGAUCAGCCCGGAACCUGAACACAUACCAGCCUUCUCAUCUGUAAAAUGGGUGAGGCGACUGAAACCCAGAGGGCAUCUCGCCCAAAGUCACACAUUUGGGAAGUGGUGAAGCCGAGACUUGAACCCAGGACUGCUGGAGAUGCACAAAGCCAUUACUUUGCCACAGUGCGACGCAGCCUCUGCUGAGCACAUCACCCAGGAACUGCUGUGCCCUGACUAUGUGCCAGUCCCUGGGCUGGGUCCUGCAGGAGAUGGCACAAGUGACACUGCCAUGGCCUGGAGCCCGGCAAGCCAGGCGGGAAGGGAGCAAGGGAGCCGCAUGGCACAGAGCCGGAUGGAGACAGGAGAGCGCAGUCAGGGAGGGCUUCGGGAAAAUCUCAGCGCAUCACCACUCCCCAAGAACAGGGAGGGCUCACAGAGGUGGAUAAGGCUUAAGGCUGGCCCAGGAGGGUGGGUGCGAUCUCAGCCUGCAGAGACGAGUAGAGAGAUGCGUCUCAUCCGAGCCAACAGCCACCUCCUGGAUCCACAGGAAUUAGCCGGGGCCAGGCCUACCACCCUGUCUAGUAAGGGGACUAAAAGGCCGUGGGAUGAGGCUUUAACACGCUUCCCUGGAUGGUGAGGGUCACGGCUGCCAGUUCUCUGGUUCUCCCCCUCCCCCCCUUUCCCUCCCUUGACAGCAGUGGAUCGGUUGUCCGUUGCAGACUCCCUGACCCAUCCCUAACCCCUUUCUGACCUCGGGGCCACCGGACUGGCCUUUUCGCGUUUCCGGCCCAAUCCCAGAGUCAGGGCAGGGGGCGGGGCGGGGGCACCUCGAGGAGUCGGUGCCAAGAGGAGAGAAAAGACCAGACCACCUUCGGCUCCCCUCCCCUACCCCCGCCGGAUCGCAAGGCUCGCAGCCGCCGUGGCAAUGAGGCCACUCACCUGCGCGGGCCACACGUCACACGCAGCCUGUGGUGGAUUUGGCCUUCAGUGGCAUCACGCCUUACUGCUUUUGCCUAAUCGGUGCUUGCAAAGAUGAUAAACCUAUGCUACGCCAGGGAGAUACAGGAGACUGGACUGGAACAUUUUGGGGUCAUGAGGGUGCUGUUUGGGACGCAACAUUAAAUAAGGACGCCACCACAGCAGCUACAGCAGCUGCAGAUUUCACAGCCAAAGUGUGGGAUGCUGUCUCAGGAGAUGAAUGGAUGACCCUGGCUCAUAAACACAUGGUCCAGACGGAUUUUACGCAGGAUACUAAUUACUUGUUAACCGGGGGACAGGAUAAACUGUUAUGCAUAUAUGACUUGAACAAACCUGAGGCAGAACCUAAGGAAAUCAGUGGUCAUACCUCUGGUAUUAAAAAGGCUCUAUGGUGCAGCGAGGAUAAACAGAUCCUUUCAGCUGAUGACAAAACUGUUCGCCUUUGGGAUCAUGCUACUAUGACAGAAGUGAAAUCUCUAAAUUUUAAUAUGUCUGUUUGCAGUAUGGAAUAUAUUCCUGAGGGAGAGAUCUUGGUAAUAACUUAUGGGCGAUCUACUGCUUUUCACAGUGCAGUAAGUUUGGACCCAAUUAAAUCUUUUGAAGCUCCUGCAACCAUCAAUUCUGCAUCUCUUCAUCCUGAGAAAGAAUUUCUUGUUGCAGGGGGUGAAGAUUUUAAACUUUGUAAGCAUGAUUCUAAUAGUGGAGAAGAAUUAGAAUCCUACAAAGGACACUUGGGUCCCAUUCACUGUGUGAGGUUUAGUCCUGAUGGACAACUCGAUGCUAGUGGUUCUGAAGACGGAACACUGAGACUAUGGCAGACUGUGGUAGGAAAAACAUACGGCCUUUGGAAAUGCGUGCUUCCUGAAGAAGACAGUGGUGAGCUGGCAGAGCCGAGGAUCAGUUUUCCAGAGACAGCGGAAGAGGAGCUAGAAGAAAUUGCUUCAGAGAAUUCUGAUGCCAUCUAUAGUGCAACUCCUGAAGUUAAGGCCUGAGCAUCAGGCAGAGGUACACAACUUAUGGACUAAAACAAACAGAGAAAAGCAUCAGCCUCCAGAGUUACUCUCUGCCUAAGGUAAACACGAGCAGUAAACAAUGAGGAAUAUGAAUUAGCUCCAGUGCUGGAACUAACCAACUUGUAGUACGAUGGUCUGUUGUCUUUUUAAUGAAUACGUGCCAACCAACACCCAAUUUCUCUUAUUACAGUUGGAUUUCUUGUAGCUGUUUAUGUUAUUAUGAGAGGGAAAAUAUACUGACCUAUUUUUCUGACUUUUCCCUUAAAGCAGAAAGCCAUUGUUUUUUUGCUUUAGUUAUAAAGAAGAGGGGGAAUACAUGAUAAAGUAACUGGUUUGAUCUCUCAUUGUACACUGCUUCCGAACAUCUAAUUGUUUUUAGUUGU
Molecule: messenger RNA, 2709 nt
Organism: Orcinus orca (killer whale)
Lineage: Eukaryota; Metazoa; Chordata; Mammalia; Artiodactyla; Delphinidae
Product: serine-threonine kinase receptor-associated protein-like
Biological process (GO): spliceosomal snRNP assembly
Cellular component (GO): SMN complex
Molecular function (GO): protein binding; RNA binding
Source: RefSeq, a predicted model, not a curated record